Culex pipiens pallens (northern house mosquito) is the source of this 973-nucleotide messenger RNA. RefSeq lists its product as uncharacterized. Bases 218 to 823 code for a protein of 201 amino acids. The record is from RefSeq and is a predicted model, not a curated record. The transcript has 3 exons. Lineage: Eukaryota; Metazoa; Arthropoda; Insecta; Diptera; Culicidae.
GUUCAGCGUUAUAAUAAACGACCCCCUGCUAAAAACGACCGCCACCAGGAAUCCAUAUGGAGCGCCUAACGCUUAAUUAAUUCAUUUCGCAUCUUCCCAAGUGUUUCGCAAACAUGGGCUUGGUGUUUAUUGUUUCAGUUUCCGGCCGUGAACACAUUCCGACCAAGUCUUCCAGUGUUGCUUCAACCACGGCACUGUCAAGAUCAAGUGCGGCGUGAUGGCCCAGGACGUUCGAGAUGCGUUCGGGCCGUGCGAGGUCAUGUGCAAGUGCUUUGGUCUGCUGCCGGUGUACUUCCGCGGGGAGUUGAAGUUUUACCAGAAAGUGACGAACUGUUUGCAUUUGGUGGCGAUCUACGGAUUGCUGGCCUGGUCCACCGGGAUUUGUAUGCCCAGAGAUAUGGUCAAUUAUUCGCUGUCGAUGGUGAUGAACCGGAGUGUCGUCCUGUUGAUAGUGGCGUAUUAUGUGCAGCCGUUUUGCAAUACUGUUGGCUGUUGGGUUUUCUCUGAGAAAAUUUAUUUGAUUUUGGACAACAUUGGAUCAGUUGAUGAAAAGCUCGCACAAAUUGGCACUCGAAUGCACAACGAUCACCAAAGGAAGUUUAUAAGAUUCUUCACAAAUUUGACUACUGCACCGCUUUGUGUAAUUUUCAUGACGACGUACUAUCUCAAUACAGACAUGUCCGACCUGUGCUACCUGUUGGCGUCAAUUUACUUCAGUUUGCAUCACGUCAUUGUUUGCAGUCUAGCUGGAACGCUCGGUUGGUUGCUGCACAAGCGAUUCCGUGCCCUGGCCGCAACUCUCCAGAGUCUGUUUAUAGACUAGGAUCAACAACACCCUCAAAAUUCAGUAAUGGUUCUUCAUCACUCCAAGCCAGAUCGACACCAUGGUCCAAACAGUGCGGGAUGUCUUUACUCCCUGUGAAGUUGUGUGCAAGUGUCUAGGUUUACUACCCCUUUAUUUCCAUACAAAGUU